CAAUUCUCCCCUUUGUAAUAAACCCUCCUCCCCUUGCGCGAAACUUUGCCUGAACCCCACCAACCAGCAAUUCUUUUGACAACUCAAACACACAUUUUCGUUGGGACACAAAACAUGGCCGACGGCAGUGUUAUGCCCCCCAAGUCCUCCGUGGUGGUCGAGGCCCACGAAGUCGACACCUUCCAUGUCCCCGAAGCAUUCCACCAGAAGCACCCGACAGGUACCCACCUGAAAGACCUUGACGAGUACCGGAAGCUCUAUGAGGAGUCCAUCCGCAGCCCAGACACUUUCUGGGCUCGUAUGGCCCGCGAACUUCUUCACUUCGACCAAGACUUCCAGACCACCCACAGUGGGUCGUUGGAAAAUGGCGACAAUGCCUGGUUUGUUGAGGGUCGUCUGAACGCCUCCUACAACUGCGUCGAUCGCCAUGCCUUCAAGAACCCCGACAAGGUGGCCAUUAUCUACGAGGCCGAUGAGCCCAGCGAGGGCCGCACAAUCACCUACGGUGAGCUCCUGCGGGAGGUGUCUCGUGUUGCCUGGGUUCUCCGCCAGCAGGGUGUGAAGAAGGGUGACACCGUUGCUAUCUACCUUCCCAUGAUUCCCGAGGCCAUUGUCGCUUUCUUGGCUUGCUCUCGUAUCGGUGCCGUCCACUCCGUUGUUUUCGCCGGUUUCUCCUCCGACUCUCUCCGGGACCGUGUCCUGGACGCGGGCUCCAAGGUCGUCAUCACGACCGAUGAGGGCAAGCGUGGAGGAAAGGUCAUUGGCACCAAGCGCAUUGUCGAUGAGGCUCUGAAGCAGUGCCCUGAUGUCACCAGCGUCCUGGUCUACAAGCGCACCGGCGCCGAGGUUCCCUGGACCAAGGGCCGUGAUGUCUGGUGGCACGAGGAGGUCGAAAAGUACCCCAACUACCUUGCUCCUGAGCCGGUGAACUCGGAAGACCCUCUCUUCUUGCUCUACACCUCCGGAUCCACCGGAAAGCCCAAGGGUGUCAUGCACACCACGGCUGGUUACCUUCUGGGUGCUGCCAUGACCGGCAAGUAUGUCUUUGAUAUUCACGACGAUGACCGCUACUUCUGCGGUGGUGACGUUGGCUGGAUCACCGGCCACACGUACGUCGUGUAUGCGCCUUUGCUGCUUGGAUGCUCUACUGUGGUCUUCGAGAGUACCCCGGCUUAUCCCAACUUCUCCCGCUACUGGGACGUGAUCGAGAAGCACAAGGUGACCCAGUUCUACGUCGCACCCACUGCCCUGCGACUUCUGAAGCGGGCUGGUGACGAGCACAUCCACCACAAGAUGGCACACCUGCGUGUCCUGGGCUCUGUCGGUGAGCCUAUUGCUGCCGAGGUCUGGAAAUGGUACUUCGAGGUUGUCGGAAAGGAAGAAGCCCACAUCUGCGAUACCUACUGGCAGACUGAAACGGGUUCGAAUGUUAUCACGCCUCUGGGUGGUAUCACCCCGACGAAACCCGGAAGCGCGUCGCUUCCCUUCUUUGGUAUUGAGCCCGCCAUCAUUGACCCGGUCUCUGGUGAGGAGAUCACUGGCAACGAUGUGGAGGGUGUGCUUGCCUUCAAGCAACCCUGGCCGAGCAUGGCCCGUACCGUGUGGGGCGCCCACAAGCGCUACAUGGAUACCUAUCUGAACGUUUACAAGGGCUACUACUUCACUGGAGAUGGUGCCGGCCGUGACCACGACGGAUACUACUGGAUCCGGGGUCGUGUUGACGAUGUGGUUAACGUUUCUGGACAUCGUCUGUCCACGGCUGAGAUCGAAGCCGCCCUCAUUGAGCACCACAUGGUGGCUGAAGCUGCUGUUGUUGGUAUUGCCGACGAGCUUACUGGUCAGGCCGUCAACGCUUUCGUGGCCCUGAAGGAGGGCAACGAGACCAGCGACCAGGUCCGCAAGGAUCUGAUCAUGCAGGUUCGUCGGUCCAUCGGACCUUUCGCUGCCCCCAAGGCCGUCUACGUUGUCGAGGAUCUCCCCAAGACCCGUAGCGGUAAGAUCAUGCGCCGUAUUCUCCGGAAGAUCCUGAGCGGCGAGGAGGACAGCCUGGGUGACACUUCUACUCUGUCGGACCCUUCGGUUGUUGACAAGAUCAUUGCCACGGUGCAUGCUGCCCGCGGCAAAUAAGAUCUUCGCAUGACCCGAAUUCAAGACGAGCGAUAUUCACAGCCAUGAAAUGAAAGCGAUUAAUCAGGAUGUUAUGAUGAGUUGAUUAGCAUUAUUGGGUGGACACAGUUGUCCGGAGGCGCAGUCAUAUUCCUAUAAACCCCGUUUAGUGAUUCCCAACGUGUUUGAGAGAUGAACAUUAAGGUGAUCGCUGAUCACCUUUUCAAUAUACAUUAACUUCUAUUCUUCAUACGAAUUGUUUUUUGUUAUCCAAUGUAGCUUGGGGUGUUCCUUCACAUGACAGCACUGGUUGUCGGGGUCUCUCUUCUCUAUU
Aspergillus eucalypticola CBS 122712 is the source of this 2440-nucleotide messenger RNA. RefSeq names its product acetate--CoA ligase. The record is from RefSeq and is a predicted model, not a curated record. Bases 115 to 2127 code for a protein of 670 amino acids. Gene Ontology annotation, cellular component: cytosol. The transcript has 7 exons. Gene Ontology annotation, molecular function: AMP binding; acetyl-CoA synthetase activity. NCBI's taxonomy places the organism in Eukaryota, Fungi, Ascomycota, Eurotiomycetes, Eurotiales, Aspergillaceae.